GCAACGGCAACGGCAGCAACAUGAACGGUUCGCUGGAGCAGUUAGAUCAGCCGGAUCCAGACUCCAUCAAGAUGUUUGUGGGCCAAAUCCCAAGAUCCUGGACAGAAACAGAACUCAAAGAGCUGUUUGAGCCAUUCGGAGCUGUGCACCAGAUCAACAUCCUCCGUGAUCGUACCCAGAAUCCACCUCAAAGCAAAGGAUGCUGUUUUGUAACUUUUUAUACAAGAAAAGCUGCACUGGAGGCCCAGAAUGCACUGCACAACAUAAAGACUUUAAGUGGGAUGCAUCAUCCUGUCCAGAUGAAACCCGCUGACAGUGAGAAAACAAGUGCGGUAGAAGACAGAAAACUCUUCAUCGGGAUGAUUGCAAAGAAAUACGGCGAGAACGAGAUCAGAAUGAUGUUCUCGUCUUUCGGACAGACCGAAGAGUGCCGAAUUCUCCGGGGACCAGAUGGUCAGAGCAGAGGCUGUGCGUUUGUCACAUUUACUACCAGGGCACAGGCACAGAAUGCAAUCAAAACCAUGCAUCACGCUCAGACUAUGGAGGGCUGCUCCUCACCUUUGGUGGUGAAGUUUGCCGAUACGCAGAGAGAUAAGGAGCAGCGGCGCCUGCAGCAGCAGUUGGUGCAGCAGAUUCAGCAGCUGAACAGCGCCUCCACUUGGGGAAACAUUGCCGGCCUGGGGACCCUCACACCGCAGUACCUGGCAUUGCUCCAGCAGGCCACGACCCCCACCAACCAAGGCAGUUACAAUAAUAUGCAGAGGCUAGGAGGUGAGUGCAGCCUCUCACUGCUCUGAAGUCCUUCUUCUGUAAAUGAACAAGCUGCCACUUCUCAUGUCAAAAACCUUGUGACUCAGUGCCUGACGCCCACCUGGCUCUAACUAUCGUAAACCACAUGACUCUUUCAGAUCAGUGGCGUAUUAGUAAUGGAUGCCUGUGUAGGCUGCUUAAAGGCACAUAACCAUUACUUACUCAAAUUUUCCGUGUUUUUAACGAAAUGGCAAACAGUAUAACUAUGGAGGGGCACUGUAUGUGAAGCUCUAACACUCUAAACGACUACUGCACUUCCUUUUGGUUUUGAAUACAGUAAUCUUU
Molecule: messenger RNA, 1095 nt
Organism: Notothenia coriiceps (black rockcod)
Lineage: Eukaryota; Metazoa; Chordata; Actinopteri; Perciformes; Nototheniidae
Product: CUGBP Elav-like family member 2
Exons: 7
Coding region: 21-797 (258 amino acids)
Molecular function (GO): RNA binding
Source: RefSeq, a predicted model, not a curated record